AUGGCUGAUGAGAAAAAAGGACAGCAAACGUCCAAGAAGGGCGCGAAGAAAAUCAUCAAGAAGACGCCAGCGAAGGGUGGCAGAAAGAGGAAGCGGUCCAGGAAAGAAAGUUACUCCAUUUACAUCUACAAAGUGAUGAAGCAGGUUCACCCCGACACCGGCAUCUCCUCCAAGGCCAUGAGCAUCAUGAACUCGUUCGUCAACGAUAUUUUCGAGCGCAUCGCGGGGGAGGCUUCCCGCCUGGCCCAUUACAACAAGCGCAGCACCAUCAGCUCCCGGGAGAUCCAGACCGCCGUGCGGCUGCUGCUGCCCGGGGAGCUGGCCAAGCACGCCGUGUCGGAGGGCACAAAGGCGGUGACCAAGUACACCAGCUCCAAGUGAAGAACUGCAUUACACUGAAACAGACACAGACAACCCAAAGGCUCUUAUAAGAGCCACCUACAACUUCCCAGUGAGCUGGACCAUCUUUUAAAGAACUGUUUUAGUUUGCAUAUAGAUUCUUGAUAAGAUAUUUUAACUUUUCGAGUUGCUUAACAAUUUGAUGAGGGGUGGCGGAGAUGAAAAUACAUCACAAACAGGUCCUUCCCCUGGCAGUAGAGAGAUAGUAGAUUAAGCAUCGGUCAGUCAUUUUUAGAAGUGCGUUGUAAAUUGACGAUGUAGGGGGGAGCGACUUCAUAAACUCCAGAGAGAGCUGAUGAAACAAUAUGGGGUCAUUUUUCACCUUGUUCAAGUUGCGAAAGGCCUUGGUGGAAUGUUAGCAAUUAUUUUAAUCCUGGCAAACCAAACGGAAGUGCCCCCAGCUUAUUGAUGUAUUUUACCCUUAAAAAAACAUUGAAAAAGCGGAUUAAAUCCACGCAUUGUCAGAAUACAAAAGGCAAAGCAAUUUCUGCUGUCGAUAAGAGGCGUCCAUAGUGAACCGAGAGCACACCAAAACAGUUGCCGGACUGAAAUGUGAAAUGCUGAGAUUUUUGCUGAAUCUGAUAAGGGAGGACAACUUUAAAAGAUCGUCUA
This is a messenger RNA of Hemiscyllium ocellatum (epaulette shark), 1011 nucleotides long. Its product is annotated as late histone H2B.L4-like. The record is from RefSeq and is a predicted model, not a curated record. NCBI's taxonomy places the organism in Eukaryota, Metazoa, Chordata, Chondrichthyes, Orectolobiformes, Hemiscylliidae. The coding region runs from base 1 to 381 and encodes 126 amino acids. Gene Ontology annotation, molecular function: protein heterodimerization activity; structural constituent of chromatin; DNA binding. The transcript has a single exon. Gene Ontology annotation, cellular component: nucleosome.